AUGGUUGAGAGUGAGACUAAGGAUACCAUUAGUAAUGAGGGUGGCAUGUGUCAUGUUAUUACUUUUACCGAUAGUCCUUCUCUUCAAAUUAGUCCCGUUAAAUUAGAUGGUUCCAACUAUUUGAUUUGGUCACGCUCCUAUAGUCUUGCUAUUGCUGCUCAUCGGUUGACUGGCUACAUUACUGGUUUUCUUCCCCUACCGGAUGGUGAUGACUUCCUCCUUACACAAUGGAUUUCUAAAAAUGCUCUUGUUAUGACUUGGCUAAUCAACUCUAUACAACCCACCAUUAGUCAGAGUUUUUUUUUAUUAGAUACUGCUCAUAAGAUUUGGACAGCUGCAUCCCAAAUGUACUCCCAACAAGGUAAUGAUGCACAGACAUAUGAGUUGAGGAAAAAGCUUCGGAGCUUAUAUCAGAAAGAUAGAUCACUCGCAAUCUACUAUGCUGAGUUGAGUAGUUUGUGGCAGGAACUAGACUAUUACCAAAGCUUCCAGGCUGUUUGUUCUCGGGAUACUACUUUGUUUCAGCAAACCGUGGAGAAGGAGUGUGUGUAUGACUUUCUUGCUGGCUUGAAGUUGGAGUAUGAUCAGAUUCACGCCCAGGUGUUGGGUCGUUCACCUUUUCCCACCCUAUGCGAGGCUUAUGCCCUUGUCCAACAAGAGGAGAGUAGUCGUAGUGCUAUGGUUCAUUCCUCUAUUCAGGAUCAUUUUGCUUUAGUUAUUGCUUCUCCUCCUCGAGCUCCUCGGGCUAGUCUGAUUUAG
This is a messenger RNA of Camellia sinensis, 759 nucleotides long. Lineage: Eukaryota; Viridiplantae; Streptophyta; Magnoliopsida; Ericales; Theaceae. The record is from RefSeq and is a predicted model, not a curated record.